AUUUUUUUCGCUUGAUUUUCUUGUUGUUUUCUGGGUUAAGUGAAAAAAAAUUCACCAUACGAUAAUCAACAUUGUUAGGGCAAUAGCGGCGACGACAACAACGACAAUUUAUUGAAUUUUUUUUAUAUAAUUUUCUUUUUUUGAGUUUUACAUUGGCGAUGGGCAAAAAAAAUAGUAAACUUAAUUCAGAAAUGGUACAAAAAUUAACUAAAGAUACUUAUUUUACCGAAAAAGAAAUCCGACAAUGGUACAAAGGAUUCAAAAAAGAUUGUCCAAAUGGACAGCUAACCGAACAGGGAUUUUUACGGAUUUAUAAACAAUUUUUUCCACAUGGAGAUCCAUCAAAAUUCGCUUCACUAGUAUUUCGUGUAUUUGAUGAAAAUAAAGAUGGUUCAAUCGAAUUCGAAGAAUUUAUCAAAGCACUUUCGGUCACGUCAAGAGGAAAUUUAGAAGAAAAAUUAGUUUGGGCCUUCAAAUUAUAUGAUGUUGAUAAUGAUGGUUAUAUAACCAGAGAUGAAAUGUAUAAUAUUGUUGAUGCUAUUUAUCAAAUGUUAGGUAAUCAGGCAAAAAUAUCCGAUGAAGCGGAUGAUGAAAAUCCAAAACAACGUGUCGAUCGUAUAUUUGAACAGCUUGAUAAGAAUCAAGAUAAUAAACUUACAUUGGAAGAAUUUAAAGAAGGCUCAAAACAAGAUCCAAAAAUUGUUCAAGCACUUUCAUUAUAUGCUCCUUAACAUUCAAUCACUUAAUAUCUAUCAUCAUCAUCAUCAUCAGCACCACUACCACCACCAUCACCAGUGAACAUCCUUAAUUCUCCCUCAAGGAAAAAAAAUUUUUUUUCGGUUCCGUUCAAUUCCAUCAUUAUCAUCAUUUAUUCAUUUUAU
Messenger RNA from Dermatophagoides pteronyssinus (European house dust mite), 881 nucleotides. RefSeq names its product frequenin-1-like. Gene Ontology annotation, molecular function: calcium sensitive guanylate cyclase activator activity; calcium ion binding. NCBI's taxonomy places the organism in Eukaryota, Metazoa, Arthropoda, Arachnida, Sarcoptiformes, Pyroglyphidae. The record is from RefSeq and is a predicted model, not a curated record.